UUCGCGGGAUUAUUUAUGCGUCGUCCUAAGUUGUCUCUUAAUCUUGUUUGGUUAUAACUCCUCUGUGACAUAGCCGGGAGGGCCCUCGCUUAUGCGGGGGCCGAUGCGCUCGACAGGUGGUGUCGUUGCCGGGGAUGACGGCGAAUUACCGUCGUCCCUGGUGGAACGAUUGGGCAGUUGCUGCGAAUGGUCGAGUGAGAAGAUGCUUCAAAUGGUGAAGCGAUAUGGUAUGGUCGAGUACAAAGAGGAGGUGUCGGAGUUGGUGCAAGCUUCGCGCGACUGGCCGGACUUUAAGGCCAAAUUAUUGGACAAGUACCAGUUGGGGGAUCAACUGCUCGAUUUGGCGGACUUACGGAAGGUUAGUCGUCGGAAGUUUGGUACGGCCAAGCAGUUUCUUACGGAGUUUGAGCGGGUUGCGCGCUUAGUACCCGACCUUCCAGAUAAGGAUCGGUGCCUCAUCUUCCUCGAAAUGUUUUUCGAAGUUGAGCAGCGAGAACUGAUGAAGGAUAUGACCGGACGAUACGACUGGCCAAAGAUCAAGGGGAAUUUGUUGGCCGGAAGUUUCGACCAAAUGCUUUACCGUCUCCUGAAGCAGCAAAAGGAGGACCGUAAGAAGGAAGGGGUAAGCGCGGACAAGGAUCAAGCCGUUUACAAGACCCUGACUGAUUUGCGGAACAUGAUGGCAGACAUGAAGGAGGAGAGGCUAAAGCUACAGGUGAUGAUGGCCCAGACAAAAGGUGGGAAAAGGAAGGGCAAAACACCCAUUGUGGAGGAAGUGAGUGGUAGCAGCGGUGAAGAGGAAAACGAGGAGGAAGAGGAGCCGCCUCGAAAAUUGACCAAAGCAGAACGGAAGGCCCUGAACCAGAUACGAGGAGGGCAGGGCACUAGUAAGAAGCAGCGGAAGAAUGAUGGAGGGGGUGGACAAGGAAGUAAUCAGGAACAAGCGGCGCAGACCUCUCCUCAGCAACCCCAACCUCAGGCAGGAGGCCGAGGCCGAGGUCGAGGUAGAGGACAAGGCAAUGAGGGAGGUUGAGGAAAUGGGGACGGAUGAGGCAAUAGGCAGAAUUGGUUUUGCAAGU
Molecule: messenger RNA, 1079 nt
Organism: Chara braunii
Lineage: Eukaryota; Viridiplantae; Streptophyta; Charophyceae; Charales; Characeae
Source: the annotation of a GenBank genome assembly